ACAGUGCUCUGUCAGCGAUACAAUGCGCUUCUAUCUCUGCUGGAUUUUAUGACAAGUCACAGUGGAAUAAGAGGAAACCAUGCCAAAACUACAAUAAAAGGCGACCGAAGGCCCUUCGUUUGUUCCCCGGGACCUGUUUGACCGUCAUCGACAAUGCUUUACUUUCAGCUGGUGAUCAUGGCAGGGACUGUCAUGCUGGCUUACUACUUUGAGUACACCGAUACUUUCAACGUGCACGUCCAGGGAUUUUUCUGUCAUGAUAAUGCCUAUACGAAGCCCUAUCUGGGACCAGAGGAGUCCAGUGCGAUCCCGCCGGCUAUCCUGUACGCGGUGGUCGCAGGGGUCCCGGCACUUGUGAUUACAGUGACAGAGUCCGUGCUCUUCUUGCUGCAGUAUGUCUCUGAGGAUCUAGACAACCGAGAGAAGAUCAUUGUGAUGGGCGACUGUUGUUACCUCAACCCUCUGGUCCGAAGGACAUUUCGCUUUCUUGGUGUGUAUGCAUUUGGCCUGUUUGCCACAGACAUAUUUGUAAAAGCCGGGCAGGUGGUGACAGGAAAUCUUUCCCCAUACUUCCUGACGGUGUGCAAACCCAACUACACAGCACUGGGGUGCCAACAGGUGGUGCGUUUCAUCAACCAACAGGACGCCUGCACUGGCAAUGAAGAUGAUAUCUUACACGCUCGCAAAUCCUUCCCAUCCAAAGAGGCGGCCAUCAGCGUUUAUGCAGCUCUUUAUGUUGCAAUGUACAUCACUUGCUCAGUGAAGGCCAAAGGGACACGGCUGGCCAAGCCGGUGCUCUCUCUGGGGCUCAUGUGUCUGGCCUUCCUAACUGGGAUUAAUCGAGUGGUGGAGUAUCGAAACCACUGGGCUGAUGUCAUCGCUGGCUUCAUCAUCGGAGGAGCCAUUGCUAUUUUUAUGGUGGUGUGUGUGGUGAAGAAUUUCAAAGGGAAGCCCUUACUGAGUGAGAUCCCACCAGAGGAGAGUGUAUCCAGUGGUCCCAUGAUCACUCAACCCAGAUUGGACCACACUAUGGAAAAAUACAUAGCCUCCCAGAAUCCAAUCACCUAUGCUGAGAUCACAUGACAGUGAAAAGCCUGCAAGCCAGAAUGCUGUGGAAAAUGUUGCUGCUCUCCGAUGCGACUUCUUACUUUGAGUGCAACGUUGAUAUGUGCUAUAUUUGACACUUCUAUUUUCAAAUGUGUGUAAAACGUGUCAAUACCUUGUUGUCCUUCUUGUAACUUUCUUUUUUAUAUAUACGGGAAGUAGUUACAGUAGGAUUGCAUCCCCAUUUUUAUACAAACAUAUCAUUUGUAGGAUUUUUGUGCUUGAAAAUACAGGGUAUGGAGUGACUGCAACAUGACGUCCAACCAAAAUGUGUUUUAUAUAUGCUUAUGUUUUAUUUUACUGUAAAACUGUGACUCUAUUUUUGAAAUAUCAUUAUUGAUCUUUUUUCUUUGAGGUGUUGUUUAAUAGUAAUGCUUUUUUGACACUUUCCUUUCACUCACAGUACAUAUACAGUAGACUUGCAUCAGAUUCUAUUCUCUGCAUUUUAAAGCACGUUUAGGAUUUGAGUAUUGUGAAGAUAGGUUUUAUUCUAGAGAGCGUCUGAUUGGUUAAAAGGAAGUGUGGUGCAGGAUGAGUCAUCAGUUUUUAUUUUCAGCUUUUAUGGACUAUAAUCUAAUAAAAACAGUCCAAAUAGACUAAAGUGGUGUUAAAAGUGGGCUUAAGCUGAAAUCAUGAUUGUUUUUGCUGUCAUUAUGGCGGAGAGCUCCUUGAGCAGAACUGAUGGAUUUAAUUGUGACUGGCAAUUGAUUACAGGACUCGAAAAAUUAGACACUCAAGCUUUUGCCCAAAGAGGCUGCUAGGGUGUGUAUGAAGGUGUGCGUUUGUCUCUCUCUCUUUCUGUGUGUGUUUAUGUUUGUAUUUAUUUGUGAGUCUACCCUUAAUGUUGCCAUUUUGAGAAUCCAGUCUCUAGUGGCUUGGAGAAGGACUCUUCUCUCUGUUUUUUUUUUUUUUUUUGGCAAACAUUAAACUGGAAUAAUACUUUUACCUUUUUAAAAACGUUUACCUGUCAAAAAGAUGGAAAUAUGGACCAUAGUUUUUUCAUGAUGAUUUAUAUCAAAGGUUGCAUUUGUGAUUUCAGUCAUAUGUAUUUUUAUUAUAUCCCAAAGCUGGUUAGCAUCAAAGGUCUGCAGUGCUUGGUUGAAUUUACAUUCUGCAGAUUGAUCUUGAACACGAUUCUGACUGAGCAUAUGUUUGAUCUCUCACUGCCCAGUGAUGAGGUUUGAUUUUCAAAUUUAUGCCUUGAAUACAUUAAAAAUAAUGUCUCCUAA
This is a messenger RNA of Danio aesculapii, 2333 nucleotides long. RefSeq names its product phospholipid phosphatase related 5a (gene plppr5a). The record is from RefSeq and is a predicted model, not a curated record. NCBI's taxonomy places the organism in Eukaryota, Metazoa, Chordata, Actinopteri, Cypriniformes, Danionidae. The coding region runs from base 154 to 1083 and encodes 309 amino acids. Gene Ontology annotation, molecular function: phosphatidate phosphatase activity. The transcript has 6 exons. Gene Ontology annotation, biological process: signal transduction; phospholipid metabolic process; phospholipid dephosphorylation.